AUGAUCUUGCUAUUGUUCGACGUGUCGAAGCUAGACAUCAGUGAUGAAUUCAGGAGAGUCAUUCAGGCCACCAGAGGCAACGAUCAUAAGAUCUGCAUCUUGCUGAACAAGGCGGACAACGUCACAACACAGCAACUCAUGCGAGUUUAUGGCGCGCUGAUGUGGUCACUGGGUAAAGUAUUGGACACUCCAGAAGUUGCCCGUGUCUAUGUCGGAACAUUUUGGGAUCAGCCGCUGAAGAAUGAGAAGCUUCGGGAGUUGUUCGAACAGGAGGAGAAUGACCUGUACACCAAGAUUGCCCAGCUUCCAAGGAGUGCAUCACUCCGGAAAGUCAAUGUGCGGGCCUCUGUGGUGAAGGAAGAUCUGAUAAAAAGAGCUCGGUUGGCCAAAGUUCAUGCGCUGCUGCUAGACUACUUCUACAAGAGGAUGCCGACAUUUUUUGGACAUGCAAAAGAGCAGGUGUUGCUGCAAGCACUGCAAGCUGUCCGGUGGAAACACAGUUUGGAUGAUGCUGCACCUGUCAUGUGUCGGAUCAUGUUGCAGUCCUUGUAUCUUGAUCCCAGUGAUGCGCUUGGCUGUACAAGCUUGCCCCUGCAGCAAAUCCUCACCCCGAUGGAUUUCUCCACGUUCAAGCCAGUGGACCCGGAGAAGUUGCAGGCAGUGGAGGCCCUGCUAGCCGUGGACUUGCCAAAGCUGCUGCAAUUGAUUCCUGAGGAGCAGGUUCGGUAUGGCAUUGAGGAGGCAGCUGUGGCCCAGAUUGUUGGCAUGGCCUCGCCCUUCGCCGUGAUGAAAGUGGAGGGCAAUACCGAGCAGUCUGUGUACAAGGGCCAGUGGCAACGACCGCCCACAGUUGAGCAGUUCCAGGCUGACUUUGAUGGACUGCAUCCCGUGGAUGGAAAAAUCAAUGCUCAGCAAGCCAAGCAGAAGAUGGUAGAGGCGCCACGCGUUCACAUCAGGAGAGAUCAACCGGCGGGAGCCAUCGGCGGAUCUUCAGACGAUGUCAGCAGCAGCCGGCGAAGCCGGGCUUGGUCAUUGGCCCCUUGCGAAGACGAUGCGGCGAAAGCCUAUCGCUUGAGCAUCAUUUCGGCGGAGGACUUUUACCGGCAGUAUCACUCGACACUGCCCAAGGUCAUCGGUGGCCCGACGCCGGCGGCCCCUCCGCAGCCGAUCCAGUCGAGGAUCGAGAGGAAGCUGGCAGGGCUUCCCGCAUUUGCCCCCUCGCCCGCCAAGGUCGGCGACACCGGUGGAGCGCCUCAGUCUCCAGUGUCGUCGAGUGGUGGUGAUCCGUCGGGCCCUUUGCAGUCGAGCGCUGGCCAAUUUCGGCUGAAGCCAUUCGUCAGGUGGCGGCCGUCCCUCCGGCGCGGGGGCUACCGGUCGAUACAGAACAACUUCGACUCGUCGGUCACAUAUACCAGGCUCAAGGCGAGUUUCCCAGUCGACAGGCUGGCAAAGGCCUUUUCGAAGGAGCCGCCGGCGCUGUCCGAGCGUGGAUUUCCGACGGUGGCCGCCGGCGGCGAGUCGGAGAUCGGCCUGCGGCAUAUCGGCCGACUCGAGGCGGCCGGUUUGUGGUUUCGAGACAGGUAUUCCCCGACGGCAUCGGGGCGACGUGGGAGUGCGGGAGAGAGGCCGGCCAAGGAGCACAUCAUCCAGCAGGGUACUGGCGUCGAUCCGUCGCGACGGGGUGGUGCUGCAGUCCACUCCGGCGAGAUUGUCGCUGGGACUCCGGGCGGCGCUGAUGUCACUCCAGUCGCUGCAUGUUGUCAACCAUCCAGCCCAAGAUGGUGCCCUACAUCGACGACGGGGCGCCGGCGGCACUCAUCUACGCCGACGCCUUCUACCAGCCCGGAGAGGUGCGCCGCAAGGCUGGCCACAUCGCGGCGGAGGUGCAGGUCAAUCCUGAGGCUGCGUCCCAGGUCUUCUACGACUGCGGCACGGCGCUGA
Symbiodinium necroappetens is the source of this 1941-nucleotide messenger RNA. The record is from the annotation of a GenBank genome assembly. NCBI's taxonomy places the organism in Eukaryota, Dinophyceae, Suessiales, Symbiodiniaceae.